AUGACCCAGCCAAACGAAAGAAAGAAAUAUGCAUUGUGUAUGUCGAAUGGAGUUAUGCAGCAUCUGUUGGUUCAGCCGGGCAAGAUACUUUUGUUUUUCGUCUAUUACUUUUCUUCAUUUUAUUUCUCCGUUCUUUUCUCUCUCUCUCUCUCUCUCGCUCUCGCUCUCCCCCCUCUCUCUUUCUCUCUAUCUAUCUAUCUAUCUAUCUAUCUCAGACUGUUAAUAUCUAUCUAUCUAUCUAUCUUAAGUCUGUUCAUAUCUAUCUAUUUCAAGUUUGUUCAAAUCUAUCUAUCUAUCUAUCUAUCUAUCUAUCUAUCUAUCUAUCUAUCUGUGGAUCCUACCACAACACUAUCUAUCUAUCUAUCUAUCUCAGUCUGUUCAUAUCUAUCUAUCUAUCUAUCUAUCUAUCUAUCUAUCUAUCUAUCUAUCUCAGCCUUCUGUUCAAAUCUAUCUAUCUAUCUAAGUCUGUUCAAAUCUAUCUAUCUAUCUAUCUAUCUAUCUAUCUAUCUAUCUAAGUCUGUUCAAAUCUAUCUAUCUAUCUAUCUAUCUAUCUAUCUAUCUAAGUCUGUUCAAAUCUAUCUAUCUAAGUUGUUUUUUUGUCUUUUUCUAUCUAUCUAUCUAUCUAUCUAUCUAUCUAUCUAUCUAUCUAUCUAUCUAUUAACCUUUCCUAUUUGUUCUUUAUCUUAUCCUUCUGUCGGAUUCCUAUCUAUCUAUCUAUCUAUCUAUCUAUCUAUCUAUCUAUCCUUAAGCCAUACCUUAAAACUAUAUUUUAUCGGUUCGUGUGUUUCUCUCUCUCUCUCUCUCUCUCUCUCUCUCUCUCUCUCUCUCUCUCUCUCUCUUUCGAUUCCUCGGUGUGCGGUAGUGUAA
Molecule: messenger RNA, 867 nt
Organism: Acanthosepion pharaonis
Lineage: Eukaryota; Metazoa; Mollusca; Cephalopoda; Sepiida; Sepiidae
Source: the annotation of a GenBank genome assembly